Perkinsus marinus ATCC 50983 is the source of this 378-nucleotide messenger RNA. RefSeq lists its product as hypothetical. The transcript is spliced from 3 exons. NCBI's taxonomy places the organism in Eukaryota, Perkinsozoa, Perkinsida, Perkinsidae. The record is from RefSeq and is a predicted model, not a curated record. The coding region runs from base 1 to 378 and encodes 125 amino acids.
AUGAAGAUUCUUGUGUUAGUCACAGUUCGGAACUUAGACAAGAUACGAAUAGUGGCACCUGGUCAACACAUUGAUUGCAUGCCGUGGUUCGUUCGAGCUGUAUAUCGCCUCCAUUUAUCACCCAAACUUCGGGAUGCUGGAGGGACGAUGAAAGAGAAGGCUAAGGAAACUGGUGGAGGAAUAAAGGAUACUGUCACUGCAGGCGGCGAAACUCUGGGGCAAAAGGCCACGGCAGCUGGUCAGACGAUGAAAGAGAAGGCUGCGGCUGGUGCCGAUAAGAUGGGUGGUGAAGGGACCGCUGAUAAGAUGUCCAAGGACGCUCAUGAGGCUGCCGACAAUGCCCGUGAUGCUAUUCAUAGGGCCACCGAGAAGUCCUGA